ACUAAGUUUCUCUGUGUAUGAAAACCUGAUCCUCAAAUUGAGUUUAGAUUGAGAAUCAUCAUUGUAAACGGUUUGGUUUGAAACGCCAUCAAAUUGACCUUCUUAUUUUUGAUUGUGUUUUGUUCAGUCGUCAAAUGUAUUAUAGUUGACCCAAAGUUUUCCAAGGGAUGUUACCAAUUCUUGUUGCCACUGAGAGAAUUAUUCAAAGUGAUAAUAAUGAACAACAUCAACAAUCUCAAUCACUACAAGCCCACCAGCAACACCAUCCAGCCUCUAAUCAUCUCUACCAACCAUCAAAUUCACAGCAACAACACCAACAAGCAUCCACAUCACUCAGUGCAAUUAUCAAUGAGAGAGCCUCAAGUAACUAUCAAACCUUUAAUAGUGACAAAUAUGACAUCGGCUAUAGUGACUCGGACUAUCCAAUUAAGGACGAUGAAAUUACCACCUAUUGUACAAGUAAACAUCCAAAGAUCAAUUUCUUUUUCUUUACCUCGUUCUAUGUUGUUUUCCUCAUGUUUGGUGCCAUCAUUUUCUUGAUCAUUGAACAACCAAGAGAAAUUGAAUCAAGAGAUGAUCUCAUUUCUGUUCAGGAAUCAUUUCUUUCCAAAUAUCCUCAUGUUGAAGUGGAGGAUGUAAAGCAAUUAAUUACGGUGAUGUUGAAAGCUCAACAAGACGGUUAUUAUGUGCCAAUUGUUGGGGACGAUUUAGUUAUUAGCGAAGAAUCGAUGAAUGAAUUGACAAAGAGUUCAGAUGAUAAAGAUACAGAUAAACAACCGUCUUCGCCAUCAGAUGAAACAGCUCAAUCACCAUCGCCACCGAACGCAACUACAAGUAAAUCUACUUUACGAUUAAGAAAACCCAAACCGAUUGACAAGUCAACAUCUUCAUCGACAUCUUCUUCACCAAUUUUGUCUCUAAAUGCAACCAACGAGGCCUUAGUUUCUUACGAAAUAGCCGAUGACCUAGAAAACAAGACGGCCAACAACAGGUCAACCAUUAAAUUAGCACCGAUCAGAUCAAUAACCAAUUGGCGAUUCAGUUCAUCCCUUUUAUUUGUCACCUCUCUGGUUACCACCAUUGGUUAUGGUAAUUUGACUCCUCUCACUGUUACCGGUAAAAUCACUUGUAUCGUUUUCUGUAUUUUCGGUGUACCUGCAACUUUGACCUUCUUUUCCACCCUGGUAACAAUCUUUGUCCGUGGUCCAGUUAAACGAUUAGAAGCUUGGCUCAUACGAAUAAUAAUCUAUCUUCAUCGAUCAGCUUCCGUUUUCACUGUUCGAAUAAUCCAUCUUGUGAUAAUCACUUCGUUCCUAAUGGUUAUCUGCCUUUUCAUUCCGGCCUAUUUUUUUUACCUCAAUGAGGACGAAUGGACUUAUCUUGAGUCGUUCUAUUGUUGCUUCAUCUCCCUGACCACCAUUGGGCUAGGUGACUUUGUUCCAGGUAUCGAAGGGCCAGUUGCCGAUCUUUUGUAUCCUUUCGUUAUUGUGGUCUACCUGUUUUUCGGCCUCUCAAUGAUCAUGGUUUGGCUCGCCCUUAUUCAUCGUAUUCCACAAUUGAAUCUAUCCGAUGCUCUUGUUCCUGAUGAUAAGGAGGAAGAUAAAAUUGCUGAAGAAGAGAAUGCUAAAAAUCGAGAGAGACUUCGUAUUCUAACAAAUCAGUUGAUUCUCCAACAUCGACUCAAAAAAAUUAGUUCAAUUCGAAUUGAAGAACCAAGUUCACAAAUUAAGAACAAUCAAUCACUGAUACCUUAAAGUGAAACAUUAAGAUAAUCAUUAACCCGACACAGAAAAUAAUUGACCAUCAAUCAAAUGCAAAGAAACGGAAAAGCUAAAAAAGUAACAAUUCGAGUCAAGAAUUAACUAAAUCAUCGCCUAAUUGAGAUCAAAUAUCUUUAUAUAAACACGAGGAAGCCUUUGAUUGGCACUAUUUCCUCUUUCUAAUUCCCCUAUUACUCCAACUUCGUCCUUUUCACCCACUCGAACCAUUUAAAACACCACCAACAAUCAAAUCAAUUCCCACCAAGCCCUCAACCUCUCGAUCCUCGUCCAUUUUGCCCACUGCCCACUGUCCACUCUCCUUUCUCAUCAUAUUUUUUGUCUCUUCUUUUCAUCACAUUUUAUCAUUUUUUUCUCUCUCAUGUUAACUUUUCCCGCUUUUUUACAAUCAAUUACACCAAACAAUCAUCAAUGAAUAUGAUUUAACAUCAAAUCAUCAAGAAUCAAACAUUAAAUUGGGUCGUAUUGAGAAAUGAAAAACAAACUUAAUUGGGAAAUUCUUAAUUAUUACAAUUUAUUUGAAAUUAACUCUAUUUUGGGUUAAACUGAAACAAUCAAACGAAUACAUCUAGUUGAUUAUUUAAUCGAACGCUCAAGUUUAAUUAUUUUUCAUUAAUUUUUUAAAUUCAACAUAAGAAAGUUCCAACUACUUAAUUAUCAACAUCUACUUAAUUUACCAACAAUCAAUGAUAAAAAUAAUAAAUAAUAAAUUGCUACAUAAUAAUAAAAACUAAAGACUAACUAUAA
Messenger RNA from Panonychus citri (citrus red mite), 2525 nucleotides. RefSeq lists its product as uncharacterized. NCBI's taxonomy places the organism in Eukaryota, Metazoa, Arthropoda, Arachnida, Trombidiformes, Tetranychidae. The transcript has 2 exons. Gene Ontology annotation, biological process: stabilization of membrane potential; potassium ion transmembrane transport. Gene Ontology annotation, cellular component: membrane. Gene Ontology annotation, molecular function: potassium ion leak channel activity. Bases 168 to 1754 code for a protein of 528 amino acids. The record is from RefSeq and is a predicted model, not a curated record.